AUGACAGUCAAUCAUCUGCAAGAGCUAGGUUUUGCAACGAACGGCAGAAACAUCAGAAACUUGCCCUGUAUAUCCAGAAAGAACAACAACCUCAGUGGCGUAUGCAUGUUCGCCAUAGACUGUCUAAAAGCCAACGGUACUCACUUGGGUACCUGCAUAGACAGAUUUUAUUUUGGUUCCUGUUGUCACAUCGAACCAGUGAAAGAUUUAGGAAAUAACAUAGAAUCUAACGUCAUUUUGGAUAGUCGAGAACCACCAGAGAGGAUCCAUAAUACUACGCUUGCUUUAAUGGGAAAUACCAGCAGUACUAGUAGUAGUACUAGUAGUGUGAUUACUGAAGUAGGAUCAAGUAUAUCUUGGACAGAGAAACAAACAUCAAGUACAAGUCAUCCCAGCUCUGUGUCACUUCCUUUAAGCUCAACAGUUAAACCUUUUGCCGAAAAAGUACCUGUAACCACUAGCACAUCAACAGAAAUAACUACAGUACCUCAGAAACUUCAAACGUUCCAAAUUGUUGGUAGUUCUUCCAUAGAAACCACUACGUUCAGAACUACAUCACAGUCAACAACUAGGAAACCGAAUAUAACCACUGUAGCACCUAUAAAAACAACUUCCAAAUUUAAGCCAUCACAGAAACCAUAUAAACCAACUGCUGCAACGACUAAUAAACCUUUUAAACCGGUUUCUACAACUAAGGGAACAAGCAAACCUAUAAAACCAGCUUUAAGUAGUACUAAACGACCGUAUAGUACAACAAGAAGGACAACUACAACUAAGAAAGUUUAUACGAGUACGAAAAAGCCGACUACUAAAAAGCCUUCAAGUGUAAAACCAACGAAAGUAUAUACU
Molecule: messenger RNA, 849 nt
Organism: Sitophilus oryzae (rice weevil)
Lineage: Eukaryota; Metazoa; Arthropoda; Insecta; Coleoptera; Curculionidae
Product: salivary glue protein Sgs-3-like
Exons: 3
Source: RefSeq, a predicted model, not a curated record